Molecule: messenger RNA, 1200 nt
Organism: Hyaloscypha bicolor E
Lineage: Eukaryota; Fungi; Ascomycota; Leotiomycetes; Helotiales; Hyaloscyphaceae
Exons: 4
Coding region: 320-1066 (248 amino acids)
Cellular component (GO): plasma membrane
Molecular function (GO): acetate transmembrane transporter activity
Source: RefSeq, a predicted model, not a curated record
GACUUGCAAGAAAGUGGAAAUGACAGGAGGAUGUGGGCUCAAUCAUAUGCAGGCAGUCCUUGGCUUAGCAUGUUUCUCCGCAAUGAGCUACAGUCUCGGCCCCGACUUGCGGAGAUGGAUGUUUUCCACUUUCCAAAUGGCUAGCAAUUACCCCAGGCUUGUGACCAUAUACCAUAUGUGAAUUCGAAAUGUCUGACUAGCAUGAAUAUGCUCUUAUUAAAAGUCUGGUCAUACCCUCAACAAUCGCAGAUUACUCAACCAUCCAACGACAUCUAACGAGACCUCUCAGUAUUACCCACUAUCCCAAACAAUUUUCGAAAUGUCUUCGGAAGGCCAUGAUUCCUACGACCAUGCCAACAAGAUGGAGGCAGCGAAUGGUGCAAGCGCCGCCCAGCUGGAGAGACUUAAGACCGCCGGCGGCCACGUCAACGACAGGACUCAGCCGUCUCUUCCUGUAGUCCAUCGAAGCUUCGCAAACCCGGCUCCUCUGGGAUUGUUAUCCUUUGCGACUGGAAUCUUCCUCAUCUCCAUCUUCGGUGUAAAAGUUCGAGGUGUAGCAACCCCGAAUGUCUUGAUUGGUGUGUUAAUCUUCUUUGGAGGGGUUUGCCAAUUUAUUUCUGGAAUAAUGGAAUUCAUCAGCGGAAAUACGUUCGGCGCAACUGUCUUCCCCUCCUAUGGAGCGUUCAACCUGUCCUAUGCUUUAAUCUAUCUUCCCGGUUCCGGGAUCCUGGCAGCAUACACCGACGCAACUACUGGUGAACUCAAUGCCCAAUUUCCGAAUGCCCUCGCCAUGUACCUUUGGGCUUGGUUCAUUCUUACCGUCAUCUUCACCGUAGCUGCUAUGCGCUCUUCUUGGGUGUUGUUCCUGGAUUUGUUCUUCCUCGACAUUGUGCUUCUUCUUCUGGCCUGCGGAUACAUGCUCAACGACUCGCGAUUAGAAACUGCUGGAAGUGCGUUGGGAUUUGUGGUGGCAUUUUUGAGCUAUUGGGCUGGGACUGCGGGACUGUUUGCGAAUGGCAUUACUCCUAUCAACCUUCCUGUCUUCCCAAUGUACAGAGAAGAAUAAUUACGAAAAGCCUUGAGCUGUGGGGUCCGGAGGCUCACAAGUGAGGACGUGGGUUUAAAGUAUGAGAUCGGAGUCCUUGAUAGCUAGCUUGAAGCUUUUGUAAUGUCCAAAUUUAUUCGAAUGAAGACCAUUAC